Fomitopsis serialis is the source of this 2345-nucleotide messenger RNA. RefSeq names its product ATP-dependent DNA helicase. The record is from RefSeq and is a predicted model, not a curated record. Gene Ontology annotation, molecular function: nucleic acid binding; ATP binding; four-way junction helicase activity. Lineage: Eukaryota; Fungi; Basidiomycota; Agaricomycetes; Polyporales; Fomitopsidaceae. The coding region runs from base 71 to 2173 and encodes 700 amino acids. Gene Ontology annotation, biological process: double-strand break repair via homologous recombination. Gene Ontology annotation, cellular component: nucleus; chromosome; cytoplasm. The transcript has 15 exons.
GUCUGACGACUAACCCGUCUUGCACCACCACCUCCUUCGUAUCGUACUUCUCUCCCUAAGAGGAGAUAUAAUGGAGCAGGCACACGCGGUCCUCAGGGACACCUUCGGCUUCCCUGGGUUUCGCCACACCCAGGAAGAGGUCAUCCAAAGGCUGCUCGUGGAAAACGACAAUGCGCUCGUUUUGUUUCCCACUGGAGGCGGCAAGAGCUUGUGUUACCAAGUGCCCGCGCUAUGCCUCGACGGCUUGACGCUAGUUAUCUCGCCCUUGAUUGCUCUCAUGAAGGACCAAGUCGACGCGCUUGUCAACCGGAACGUGAAAGCGGCCAGCCUGGAUAGUACACUCACCGCGGACAGGUCUGCGUGGGUGAAGCAAGAGGUUUUGAGCGGGUCGAUGAAGAUGCUGUACGUGGCCCCGGAGAGGCUGAACAACGAGUCCUUUGUCGCGAUGAUGCGGAAGGUCAAGAUCUCGCUUCUGGCAGUCGACGAGUCCCACUGUAUCUCACAAUGGGGCGCAAGCUUCCGCCCGGAGUACCUCAAGAUUGCGCGUUUCGCGGAGGAACUCGACGUCGAGCGCGUCCUGUGCUUGACUGCCACCGCAACGAAGACUGUCGCGGAAGACAUCUGCAAGAGCUUCUUCAUCCACCCGACGGAAGGCGUCUUCCGCAUUCCCGUCUAUCGCCCGAAUCUCGCGUUGAGAGCACACGUUGCGAACAACAUGAACGAUAAGGUGGCCCAUGUGCUGCCCAUGUUGCAGUCGAGGACGGGUCCCGUCAUCAUCUAUGUCACUCUGCAGAAGCAGGCGGAGGAAAUUGCGGACCGAUUGCGCCCGCAUGGGUUGGAACCUAUGGUAUACCAUGCAGGUCUACCCGCGGAAGAACGCGAGAGGAUCCAGAUGCAAUUCAUGGAGUCCGAUAGAGGUAUUGUAUGCGCUACCAUAGCAUUUGGUAUGGGCAUUGACAAGGCCAACAUCCGCCAGGUCAUUCAUUUCCACAUGCCGAAGACACUCGAGAACUACAGCCAGGAAGUCGGGAGGGCGGGACGUGACGGGCUGGAAUCGACAUGCCUGAUGUUCCUUUCUGCCGCCGAUAUUCCUGUCCUUGAGGGCUUCGCGCGCGGGGAUACCUGCGCCAAGCGGGACAUCGAGCUUUGGCUCCAGGAGGUCGCGAUGGCCAAGCCCGCGCCCGACGGCACCAUUGACUUCAACCAUUACCACCAGGCGAAGAUAUAUGACAUCAGGCAAAAUGUGUUGAACCUCUCGUUUGCCGAACUCGAGCUCGACCAUGGCUACAUCCGCGCAGUGACGCCGUACUACUCUGUCUACGACAUCAGCGCGCGAACGAACGAUGGUUGGAAGAAGGUCACGUCAGACCGGAGCAAGCAAGCACAGGCGCUGAAGGCGUGCUGGAUAGCCAAAGGGACUGGAUAUCAGAUUGACAUGGCCAAAGCCGCCGAAUAUUCGAAGAUCAAUCGCGCGGACCUUGCGAGGUAUGUUAGCGAGUGGGAAUUUGCUGGCUACAUCAAUUGCAAGGCCUCACAGGUCCGGGCUCGUUAUCAGGUCUUAAAGCCCCUGCCGAAAGCCCCAGAGGAAAUUCAAGCAUUGGCAGAUCAGCUCUUCACCAGGAUGCUGGCGCGCGAGGAGGAAUCGGUUCAGAAGCUCCGACAAGUCAUGGAGUUUGCUACCAAUGAUGAUUGCCUAGCACAUGCCCUCGCCUCGUAUUUUGGCGACGACGACGCGGUGCCGAACCAGAUGUGCGGUAAAUGCAGCUUCUGCUUGUCCGGUUCGGGCGUUGAGUUCGCCGCAACGGCAAGCUGCAAGCCCGACCCGCGACAGAUCCAGGCGAUCCUCAACGCCUGCACCGUGCGUGACGACCCGCGCCUGCUGGCACGAAUGGCCUUCGGAAUCACAUCCCCGCGAUUGACCGUGAACAAGUGGUCCGCUGCGCAUCCUCUGUUUGGGAGCAUGGUGCAAGUGGAUUUCAAUGCGCUCGUCGAGGCGUUCGAGAAGGAGUGCAAGAAAGUCGGGUACGUGAAUCUGGAGCCCCCGUCGCCGCCGCCGAAGACGGCCCAGAAACGAAGCUACACCCAGUAUUCGUCGUACGGAUCGCGCUCGAGCAGUGGUGGAAGCUCGUACCGUGGUGGUUACUCGAAGCGGGCGCGGGGACGCAGGUAUUAGACUCCGUUGCCCAGUAGUUCACUGUGUUCGUUGCGUAUUGUGUCAGAAAGGGCGCAGUGCUCGUACAGAUAGACGACAGUACUUACCUUAUGCGAACUGCCAAAGCAGUACUUACUGUAUGAUAGGCAGGUUGUUGUAAUCUGUACCGACAGAAUGAAUGUCUUCGUCCCGA